AUGGAGCAAGUACGAUCUCAGCCUGCCACUGCGAGUGGCCGCCGCCGUUCGAUAUUCACAGAAGUUGGGCUCGUUGAUGAGCACACGAUCCGCACGAAGCGUAGCCCGGCACCCAUACUCGUGACCGAGCAAGCAUUCAGACGGCAACGACCAUCGAGGACGGUCAGAUUUCGCAGCAGAAACAGCGUGUUUGGGGAAAGAGAGGGCAUCGACGAAGCCGAUGAUGAAAGCGAUUGGGAGUCGGUGGACGAGGAGGAUGAAAUCUCACGACCGAGCUCCACCAGCCCGUCGUCUUACGCCAUGUCGAACUCGAAGCUAUACCGUGCAGGCUUCUUUGCGAUCGUGCUGGCUCUGAUGCUGCCCAUCAUCCAGAUGAUCUCGAUCGCACCGCUCGGUGUAUACGGAAGCUCUGUUCCACUAGGUAGCAUCACAUCGGUAGCAGAAAGAUCGACGCUCGUCGAGAGAGCAGAUGCACAGACCGAUGUGUGCAAGCGCUGGAGUGGCCAGAGUGCUAUUGUCAACGGUACGCUGUACAUGUACGGGUUCCGCACGACCACCGACGCACAGCAGCAGAGCGACACAUGGACAAACGACUUCCUGUCUCUCGACCUGACCAAGUCGUGGCAGAUCUCCAACCCUUCGCUCACCGGCAUGCCUCAACCUAGUGGCCCGCCUGCCGUUUCGCUCGGCUACCUCUACUCCUCGCACGAAUCGCUCUGGCUCUACGGCGGCCAGUACUCGGACAAACCAGCAGCGAAGCCCGGGCCAAACUCCAUCUGGGAGUACAAGAUCGACAGCAAGUCGUGGGUCGAGCACGCUGACCCGAAGAGCUCGGCUGGUACCAACGCCGAGGGCGACGGCCAGAGCAUCCAGCGGGCUGCCGAGGGUGCUGGGUUCGGCGUCACUGUUUUGGGCAGAGGCUGGUAUUUUGGUGGGCAUCUGGAUGAUUUCACGACUGAAGGCUGGAGCAAUCAGAUUGCACGCGUGUACUUGAAGAGUCUGCUUGAGAUCACGUUCCCUGGGCACACCAACGAUGCAGUCGAAAGCCUGAAAAACGGCAAGGUGGCCGACAAGGAGCCUGUCUACAGAAAUAUCACCACUGGUGGUAUCCAGGACACCGGAGCGUUCCCGGAGCGCGCUGAUGGUGUCCUGACCUACAUACCUGGAUUUAGUAGUGAGGGUCUUUUGAUUGGUUUCACUGGCGGAGACAACGACACUUUCGCACAAAUGAAUGUUAUUGAUGUAUACGACAUCGCCGAGUCGAAGUGGUACAAGCAAAGUACAUCCGGAAAGAUGCCUGCGUAUCGAGUCAAUCCAUGCGCCGUGGUCGCAGCUGCACUUGACGGUUCGUCGUACAACAUCUACAUGUUUGGUGGUCAGAACCUGCAGCCAUACGGGAAUCAGACACAAAAGGAUGACAUGUGGAUUCUGUCUGUCCCGUCGUUCACCUGGAUCGAGGUCGACCAAGAUUCUCAGAGCGUUCCGCCUGCCCGUGCUGGGCAUUCCUGCCACGUUUGGGACGGGCAGAUGAUCGUGAUUGGAGGUUAUGUCGGAACGGAGCUGUCGUGCGACAGUCCCGGUAUCUACGUCUUCAACAUGAGCAGUCUGUCGUGGAGCGACCAAUUCACAUCACUCACCGGCGGGAAGGCAUUGCAAGACUUCACUGGCGAAGGUAGCAUCGGCAAUCCUCUUGCCCAGCAAGCCAAUCAGCGUGGUUUUAACGCAAGCGCUGGUAUUGAAGGGUCAUACCGCUACGAAGUCCCAGAGGUUGUUCAGAAAGCGAUUGGUGGUAGUGCUCUGGGCGGCGCCACCCUCACCGCGCCCGUCCAGACACCUACCGCUGGACCCUUGGCAACCGGCAAAGCAAUAACAUACACCAUCACGGGCCCCAACGGCGCGUUGUACACGGAGAUUGUCGCCUCGGACGGGUCGAGCGGCGAUUCAGGACCCAAUAUCGCCGCCAUCGUCGCGGGAGUCGUGGCAGGCGUCUUCGCCACCAUCGCCGUCUACUUUGCUUUCUGCGCCUGGAUCUACCGCAAGCAAGUCGCCAUGUGGAAGAAGCACGCCGCAGCGGUGACGGCCGCGGCGGAGAAGCGCGACAACACCUUCACCAGCAGCAGGUUCUCCAGCGAGCGCGGCCGGGGCACAGUGGCGGGUAGCACUGCCGGCGGCGCGGCGGCGGGCAGCUUUGAUAUCCGGCGCGGCAGCGGCGAGAAUACGAGCUACGGCGGUGCGGGGGCAAUGAAUUGGGAGAGGAGGAGUAGCGUGGGGAGCGUCACGGAGGAUCUGUUGGAUGGGCAGGAGCCGAGUUUCUGGGGCACAAAGGGUGUGCUGCUCAAUCCACGGAGGAGCUUGAGGGUCAUAAAUCGGGACUGA
Didymella exigua CBS 183.55 is the source of this 2376-nucleotide messenger RNA. RefSeq lists its product as uncharacterized. The transcript has 4 exons. Bases 1 to 2376 code for a protein of 791 amino acids. Gene Ontology annotation, molecular function: protein binding. NCBI's taxonomy places the organism in Eukaryota, Fungi, Ascomycota, Dothideomycetes, Pleosporales, Didymellaceae. The record is from RefSeq and is a predicted model, not a curated record.